Molecule: messenger RNA, 1440 nt
Organism: Aspergillus bombycis
Lineage: Eukaryota; Fungi; Ascomycota; Eurotiomycetes; Eurotiales; Aspergillaceae
Exons: 5
Coding region: 1-1440 (479 amino acids)
Molecular function (GO): hydrolase activity, acting on carbon-nitrogen (but not peptide) bonds
Source: RefSeq, a predicted model, not a curated record
AUGUCUUCCACUUCCCACUCAACCCUCCUGCGAAACGGGACCAUUCUCUUCCAUGAAGGCCAGAAUGUCCGAUGGCUCAAAGACCACGACUUGCUUAUCGAAGGGGACAAAAUCAGCGAAAUCGGACAGAACUUGGUCGCCCCGUCCGGCUGCAAACAGAUCGAUUGUGCAGCCAAAAUCAUCUCCCCGGGGUUUAUUGAUGCCCACCAUCACUUGUGGCAGAGUCAGCUUAAGGGCCGCCAUGGCGACCAGGGCUUCAUGGAAUAUAUGGCGUCCGGGAAUCUCCAAUCAUACAACUACCGGCCAGAAGACAUCUUCUGGGGCCAGCUGAGUGGCUGUCUCCAAAGUAUUGAUGCUGGCGUCACCACCGUCGUCGAUCACGCGCACAUGACAUAUUCCCCUGAGCAUGCCAAACAAGGAAUCAAAGCAUCAGUAUCUUCGGGAAUCCGAUCAGUCUUCUGCUACACACCGAUCCACCGCAUCCGAGAGUGGUCGUCAACUGUAGAGUUCGACCACGAGUUCCUCCCCGAGUGGUGGCAUCAAACGCUUGAAUCCCUGGCAGCAGUUGCACCGUUCGGUGAUGGGCGGGUGAGUCUCGGUCUCGCGGUAGACUUUAAUAUCCCUCACGACACCGUGAUUGCUUUAUGGCAAAAGGCCCAGGCCCUGGGCAUAAAGCUCCUCACUACGCACUAUGUUGCAGGGCUUAUGCCGAACGCCAUCCAACUCCUAUCCUCAGCCAGCCAGCUAACCUCACGGGUACUAAUCUCCCACGGAAAUGGGAUCUCCGAACCAGACGCCCUCACCCUGAAAUCCCAGGACGCCUUUAUCUGCAGCACACCCGAAACAGAAAUGCAAAUGGGCCUUGGCGACCCCGUUGCCUUCCGCCCGGAUCUAAAAUCACACACCUGCAUCGGGGUCGACUGCCACUCGAACAACUCCUCGGACAUCCUCACCCAGAUCCGACUGGGGCUGCAGCAUACCCGUGCCGUUCGCAAUACACAGGCCCUGCAGAACAGCCAGUAUCCCAGUAUUGAUGUCCAUCUUCAAGAGGCGUUUAAUCUGGGCACGAUCCAGGGCGCUCGGGCUAUUAAUAUGGAAGCGCAGAUUGGGAGUCUGGCGGUGGGGAAGAAGGCGGAUAUUGUUGUUUUUGAUACAUCGUCGCCGGGUAUGGUUUGUACUGUGGAAGAGAAUCCGUUGGCGGCGGUUUUGUUGUAUGCGAGUGUGCGUGAUAUUGAUAUGGUUAUUGUUGAUGGGUGUAUUCGUAAGGAGAGGGGCGUUUUAAGGCCAGUGGAGAUUCGGGAUGGAUCAGACGCCGAUGAUACGUCUAUCCUUGGCUGGAAGGAUAUUUCUAGACAGCUGUUAGAGAGUCGUAAGAGAGUUCUGGAGAGAGCAGUCGGACAGGAUAUCAGUGCUGGGAUUGCAGCCCUCCGGGGGGCAUAA